AUAUAAGUUUUAAAAUUUAUACUUUUCAUUAGAAAUAUUUCGAAGAUUGGAAGAGCAAUUUGUGUCAAACCGGGACUGACUAAUGAAUACUUAAACUACUGAUGAGAAAACAGCGAAGAUACUAAAACGGCGAGAAAUGUAAAGUGAGGUUUACAAAAGUAACAAAAAAUCAAAACGGGAGACGAAAGACUUUUUACAAAACACUACACUCCAUUGACUAUGUGGCAAAUACCGGAAUAAGAAUGUAGAGAUACUGAGCAAAAUGAACUGUUAAAAGAAAAAUGGAUCUGGAUGUUAACGGCAACAACAAUACCCAAGAAUUUUGUGAUACUCAGUAUAAACAUUUCGUCGCACCAUAUGGAGAAUUUUGGUGCAAUCCGGUAUGGGACUCGUUGCUCUGUUGGCCGCCGACAAAAGCUUCGACCACAGCGAAACAACGAUGCCCCUUUGUGGACGGAUUCGAUACGACUAAAUCCGUGGAAAAGAAAUGCGGCUACAAUGGACGUUGGGAAUCACAAAAUGGCACGAGCACAAAUGAGUAUUUAUCUAUCGGUUGGGCGAACUAUACCACUUGCUUACCACCAGAAAUGCUGCGGCUUCACUACAGAGUUUACAACAAUAAUGUCGAUGGCGAGAUGAAAAUGGAAAUAGCCGAGAAGACUCGUACUUUGGAGUUUGUUGGUCUUAGUAUUUCUCUGGUGGCUUUGCUUGCUUCCCUGCUGAUCUUCUGUAGAUUUAGGUCAUUACGGAACACAAGGACUAGGAUCCACAAGAAUCUUUUCCUUGCUAUGAUUGUGCAGGUGCUAAUCAGAUUAAUAUUGUACGUAGACAUCGCAAUCUUUCGAAGAAAGCCGCACAGCGUAAAACGAGGAAUAGGAAAUACCCCAGUACUAUGCGAAGCCGCUUACGUGCUCCUGGAAUACGUCAAGACCGCGAUGUUUAUGUGGAUGUUCAUAGAGGGUCUAUUUUUGCACAACAUGGUGACUGUGACGGUCUUCCAAGAAACAUCUUAUUAUCGAAUAUAUCGAUUUGUUGGAUGGGGAUGUCCAGUGCUGAUAACUAUGGCUUGGGCUAUCAUUAUGACAUUUUAUUAUCAUCCGAAAUCAAAAUUUAUUAGGUGCUGGUCAGGAUACAAUUUAUCAUCCUAUUUUUGGAUCCUUGAAGGGCCUAGAUUUGCGGUUAUAUUGCUCAAUUUCUUAUUUCUGCUAAACAUUAUAAGAGUGCUCGUAGCAAAGCUACGGCAGAGUCACACAAGCGAAAUUAAACAAAUACUAAAAGCCGUGAGGGCAGCCGUGGUACUUUUACCAUUAUUAGGCAUCACUAAUAUUCUCUUUAUGAUUGAGGCCCCAUUGGAUAAUGUGAACAAGUUUGCGGUAUGGUCGUAUUCGACGCAUUUUCUGCAAUCAUUUCAAGGUCUCUUUAUCGCAACUCUUUAUUGUUUCCUUAAUGGCGAGGUAAGAUUUGUUUUGGAUAAAACUAUUGCCGUUUAUCUCUCCCUAAGAGGGGGCAAUCUGCAGAAUAAAAGACAGUCAACUUUUAAUAGUUGUCAGCCUCAUCAAAUAACUUCGAUGGUGAUCGAGAUGGAGGAGACAGAAACACAGUCCGCUGGAUUAGCAAGGCUGUGCUGUCGCGGCGGAAACAGCCUACCAAAUCCGGAUCGAUCUAUCGAAACACAGGGACAAAGAGAUGAGAAAAUUGAAUGCGCAAUUUCUCGAGGACGAUCAUCUAGCAAUUGCGCGAAUUCCUCGGCAUCCUUGCAAUAAGAUAAUCCUUAGAAUUGGGGAGUUGCUGAUGUUUUGUUUGGAUUUCCGAACAAACAAAAUAAAUUUUUAUUUAUCUCAGAUCGACAAUGUGCUUGAUCGUCAGUGAUUGGUAUUUUCUUGUAAGAAUUUGUCUUCAUAUAUGUAAAAUGAAGCUUGAUGUUCAACAAAUAACGAAAUUUUUAAUAUAAAGAAACGUAAAUUCUAAGGCCUAAAUUCUUUCUUGUUAUCUAAGCCGGUAGUGCUCAAAUUUUCUCGAAUGAAUGAUGAUAUUAAAUGGAUGAACGUGUUUAAAAAGUUUGCUUCUUUGUGAUAAUUAAAAUGCAAUGUUUAAAAAAAAACUUAAUAAAAAAUAUUAAUAUUGUUUAUAUUGU
Molecule: messenger RNA, 2134 nt
Organism: Cataglyphis hispanica
Lineage: Eukaryota; Metazoa; Arthropoda; Insecta; Hymenoptera; Formicidae
Gene: Pdfr
Product: PDF receptor
Exons: 15
Coding region: 282-1763 (493 amino acids)
Biological process (GO): cell surface receptor signaling pathway; adenylate cyclase-modulating G protein-coupled receptor signaling pathway
Cellular component (GO): plasma membrane
Molecular function (GO): G protein-coupled peptide receptor activity
Source: RefSeq, a predicted model, not a curated record